AUGACUCGCCUUGUCAUCGAUCAGCCCGAUGGUGGAAGUAUCACCCGCAGCCCAUCUAACCCACCUACUCCAGGCGUGGUAGAGCCAAAAGAAAUCUUUUCUGACCAACAGGGGCCUAGAAGAUCAUCACUAGCGGCCCCGUCACGUAUCCAACGAGGUGGAAAACGUCGACCUUUGAUGGUUGGACGUCGCAAGUCGUCGCAACCAGCCAUCCCCAAGACUGCUUUAACCAACAAAAAACAAAACGCAGGUACCAAAGCCUCGGGGGCCAUGGAGGAGAUCUUCGAUGCCGACGAUGAUAUAACUCCAGAGCCAGCAACUCCAAAGAGCACCGCGCGUAAGACUCGUGAUGCGACCUGGGCUGAUCUAGACCAUGAUCAACCCUUCAUAGAUUUUCCAGUCACCCUUACCCCGGCAGCAGCCAGUAUUUUGACCGACGGAAAACACCCAGCUAGUACCCCCUCCAUCACCAUCACUCCUGCCGGAGUACUCCCGAUGUCCGAAUCCCAGGACACUAUGAAACCCCAAAGAAUUCAGACAGUUAGUGAUGAAACUCAAUCCAACCAGAUCAAAGACAGUCAAACUGAACCCAUGGACAACAGUUCAUCUGAAAACAGAUCCGAUUUUCGUCCCAAACCUGUACAAAGCACCCCCGUCCCCGGAAACAAAGACGCGUACACAGUUCCCAUGGCCCACAAAACGAUGGACGAACUCUUGGAGAUAAUCACCAAUACCACGCCUCUGGAUGUGCAUAACUGUGCUCCAGAUCUCCCACUGCAUCUCUUCGACCAUGCAUGGCACCCGCUCCCGCGCCUCAAUUACCCCUUCGACCACAUGAUCGAGGGCUCCCAUGUUCUAAGCCGCGGCCGCCAUUAG
This is a messenger RNA of Penicillium longicatenatum, 876 nucleotides long. RefSeq lists its product as uncharacterized. Lineage: Eukaryota; Fungi; Ascomycota; Eurotiomycetes; Eurotiales; Aspergillaceae. The record is from RefSeq and is a predicted model, not a curated record. The transcript has a single exon. Bases 1 to 876 code for a protein of 291 amino acids.